AUGGAAGAAACAAAAAACACAAAGGAAUGAAUCACAAUUGAUACAGAAAUUCCUCCACUUCCUGAAAAAAAUGAGAGGCUCCCAGCCCCUGAUGAAGAGAAAUAUGAAAGCGAAAUGAAAGUGAUGGAAGAAAAAAUUUCCAAGCUGAAAUUACAAAAAAAUAAUGUUUCUCAACAAAUAAAUGAGCUUAAGAAUGGGGGCGGGAUUGAAAAUAAGAGUAUUUCGACGAAGCAAUAUAUUACAGAGAAAAUCCAUAUGUGCAAAGAAUUGAAUCUUGAAAAAACAAAUAAUCAAAAAAAACUAGAAAAUUUUAAAAGUGAUUUUAGAAGAUUGUGUGAAGAACAGAAAAGGCUGAAACCGAAAAUAAAAUAUUAUGAAGAGGAAGAUAUCAAUAAAAGAAUUGAGUCUUUACAAUACAAAUUAGAAACAACUACUGUCACUUUGCAAGAAGAAAAGCAGAUUGUAGCAGAGCUCACGCAGUUGCAGCAGGCGAAGCCACUUUUAGCACAGUUUAAGGCAGGGUCGUUGAAGCUUGAUCAUAAUAAAAAGAAGCAGCAAGAGCUGAAAGAUAGAAUCAACGUUAUAUAUAAUGAAGUUAGAGCAAUCAGUAAAGAAAUUGAAGAUAUUAAUCAAAAUUUAAAAUCAAGCCAAGAAAAGUCCAGGGAAACAAUCCCAAACCUUAUAGAAGAAAAGAAAUUGAUUUCUGAUCAAAUAAAUGUGAUUGAGACUGAUAAAAAGCGAUUAUUUGAAAACUUCAAAAAAACAAAAAAUGAUUAUACUGGGAAGAAUAACAAGAAAAUGGAAAUAUCUAUAUUGAAAUAGUAAUAAAUUGGAUAUAGGAAUAAUCUUGCUAUAAAAUGCAAAUAUUGAACUCAUAAAAAUACGUAAAACAGCAAAAACUUAUAAAAUAUAUUGAAUGGGCCGGAAAGCUAAAAAACAGACUUAUCGAAGAUGAAAAACGGAAAAAAGAAAAAGAAGCCUUAGAGCAGCUAAAACAGCUUAAUAAGCCUCAUCCUUAUCAAAAAGAAAUCAAUCUCUGUGAAACAUUUAUCAACUACUUAACAAAUAUUCUCCCAAAGCCUCCAAGUCAAUUAGAAGAAACCAAAGAAAUCCCUCAAGACAACACCUAUUUAUCCAAUAAAGACGAAAGAAGAGAACUAGAAAAUCAAGAAUGAUUCAAACAGAAAAAGAAGCAAAAAAAGAAACGCGACAAAAACAAAGAAGACAAACUUCAUUCCCUCCCUAUUGAACUUUUAAAUUUUUUCUCCUAUACAAGCAUCAAAGUCCCUACUAAACAAGAAGACAUAGAGCCUGCUAUCGAAGAUUUAAAAGCCCAAAAAGAAAAAUUCAAAGCCUUGACUGUAAGAGACGAAAAAAUUGAGACUGAAGCCAAAGGAAUUUUUAAACAAAAAAUCCUUCCCAGCAUGGAAGAAUUCCCAGCCCCAGAAAACAGCAAAAUAAUCGUAAACUAUGGGAUAUUUCAAGAUGAAGGUCCUACUAUUAAAGAAGACCACAAACAAAGUGCUAAAUAA
Molecule: messenger RNA, 1532 nt
Organism: Blepharisma stoltei
Lineage: Eukaryota; Ciliophora; Heterotrichea; Heterotrichida; Blepharismidae
Source: the annotation of a GenBank genome assembly